Dunckerocampus dactyliophorus (ringed pipefish) is the source of this 4470-nucleotide messenger RNA. It is a transcript of the gene rybpb, whose product is annotated as RING1 and YY1 binding protein b. Bases 112 to 918 code for a protein of 268 amino acids. Gene Ontology annotation, biological process: positive regulation of DNA-templated transcription. Lineage: Eukaryota; Metazoa; Chordata; Actinopteri; Syngnathiformes; Syngnathidae. The transcript is spliced from 5 exons. The record is from RefSeq and is a predicted model, not a curated record. Gene Ontology annotation, molecular function: DNA binding; transcription coregulator activity. Gene Ontology annotation, cellular component: nucleus.
GGAGCCUGUCUGCCAGCAGCUUCAGCAGCGGCUCUAUCUGGAUCCUAGCACACUCACUGACAAUUCAAGGAGGCCCCUUUUCCUUCUUAUUCCCGCGGAUUAUUGUUCACAAUGGGCGACAAAAAGAGCCCUACCAGGCCAAAAAGACAAGCCAAGCAGACCGCCGACGACGGCUACUGGGACUGUAGCGUCUGCACCUUUAGGAACACAGCCGAGGCUUUUAAAUGCAGCAUCUGCGAUGUGAGGAAGGGCACAUCAACAAGGAAACCCAGGAUCAACUCCCAGCUGGUCGCCCAGCAGGUGGCCCAGCAGUACCCCAUGCCUCCCCCGCCCAAAAAAGAGCGACGGGAGCGGAGCGAGCGCACAGACAGGGAGCGGCCAGACGGUGAGGCUGAGCGCACAAACGGGGAGGGUCGCCCCGAAGGCGAGCGCCCGGACAUAGUGAGGCCCGAGGGAGACACCCCGGACAAGGACAACAGCGACAAGGAACAGCCGGUCCACGACAAAGCCGACAGAGAGAAGGACAUCAGCCCGGCCAUCGCCAAGAAGCCCAGCAUCAAAAAGAGCAGACCCAAAUCAGACAACCAUCAGAGUCCGCCUAGCGACAAGCAAAGUAUACAGUCUGGCAAAUCAGUAACCAAAACCAACAAGAAUCAUCACAUUUCCAGGCCCAAACUGAAGAACAUCGACCGGAGUACGGCCCAGCAGCUGGCCAUCACCGUAGGCAACGUGACGGUGAUCAUAACAGACUUUAAGGAGAAGAGCCGCUCCUCAUCCACUUCCUCGUCCACCAUCACGUCGAGCGCCGGCUCCGAACAGCAGCACCAGAGCUCCGGCUCCGAGAGCAUGGACAAGGGCUCCUCGCGUGCCUCCACGCCUAAAGGGGAUCUCUCCGUGGGGCACGACGAAUCCUUCUGAGGGCCCCCCGCCACCACCACCCCACCCUACCCACUUUCUCCCUUUACCACGCCCACCUCACCCUUUUCACUGUUGGUUUCUGGACACUAAGGAUCCCAAAAGGGGAGGGGCUUGCCUUCCGCAGCCUGGAUGCUGAGGGGCUGUGAGGAGACUCAAACACGCCCUCGUUGGGAACUCCUCCAAUGGGAGAGGAGAAGCAGGGCAGACACUUGUACGUAUUGUUUUAUAUUUCAACGUGGAUGUGGGGCCGAGUCCAUCUUUUUGUUUUUGUCAAGAACAAUCCUCUGACGGGACAACCACCACCAUCCUUUUAUUUAUGACCUUGUUGCACCUCCUUUUUAUGUUGAAGCUUUGCUGUGCAGCUCUGCCCGACCAUCGUCCCCUCAGUGUUUUAUUGCAGUUCAAAACGAUGCCAGACCCCCCCCCCUCCUGCCACACACACACAUACACACACACACACACACACACACACACACACAAAGGUGCUACAUUCACUGUGAAAGGUUUUUGCAGAUUGCCCAAUCGCUCAACGUGAUGAUGAAAAAAAUAGUCACUCCCUUUUCACUCUGAACACUGUUGGGACCUCCCUCGCCACUGGCGUCUGGCGCCCCAAGUCCAGAUCCCCGACUUUCGCCUCGAUUGUCUCUAAUCUUAUCCAGUAUUGUGUGUCCUCAACUGUACAGUGUAGGCUGUUGUGUAAAACACUAAAAGCUGUUCAUAUUUCCUCCAUUCCGUACUGGAAACCCUGACUUUCCGAAUGAAAGGUGAAGUUGUGCAGCUCUUAACUUGGAGUUUUAUCUCGAAAUGACUGACGGGGCCGUUGCACGCCGUCCCACGUGGUGAAACCAUACGGAACUGCAGAACACUCUCCAACCAACGCCUGUUUCGUUUUUGUUGACACCUGAAUACCCAAUACAGCGGAACCUCCGUUAGCGUCAUGAAUCCCUUCCGGAAGGUCCGACUCUAACCGAAACGUACUCUAACCGAACCAAGAAGUCCAAUUAAUAUGUUCUGGUCAUCAAAAAUUUUAACACAAAACACUUUUUUAGUAGUUUUACAUGCAGAAAAGAACUCCAAAUGCAUACAAAUGAGGAAUGAAAGGAUCAGUGAACAUCUAACAUCACUUUUACUUCCACUGCUCUGAGGUUUCUUGUGUUUCACACCUUCUUUAUAAAAAUGCCAGCACUUGAAACUUUCUUUGGCUCCACUGUGGGUUAUUUGGCAGCCGCGAUCAGUAAGAAAAGCAAAGACUUGUUAGCUAGCAAAGAACUACAGAGUCAAACGCUGACAGAAGUGGGGGACAAUGACUUCCGGUUCCGGUUUCCAUGAUAAUGUGCUAACAGGGAAGUUUUUGUGGUAAAAAUACGAUACGAACACUCUUGAACUCACACAGUACAAUAAUAACCCGACAGGAUGCGCAACAUAUUCUAUGCUAAUCAGGAAAUGUAUGCGAACCGCAGCAAAACUGUUGCCUAAAUUUUUGAUGGAGCCUGAAGACAGUGACUCAUGGUUCCGGAUUCCCUGCUAACACGCUAACAGGGAAGUUUUGGGAUUAAAAAACAUGCAUUAUUAACAACACGACAAGACGCGCACUAUAUUGUACGUUAACCAGGAAAUGUAUGCGAACUGAGGCAAAAUCUUUGUGUGAAUUUUCAAUGGCCAACGGAGCUGUGAGACAAUGACUUCCAGUUCCGUCUUCCAUGCUAGCGCUCUGCUAACAGGGACAUUUUGUAAUAAAGCUACAGUCGGACUCUGACAGUGUAUUAAUAACCCCACGAGACGUGCGCCAUAUGGCAAUGACCUCCGGUUCCGGAUUGUCUGCUAACAUGUUAACAAGGACGUUCUGUGAUUUAAGAAAUGCUAAGAACAUCGUUGAACUCAUGCAGUGUAUUAACAACACAUACUGUACGUUGUCAGGGAACAUUUUACAAACCGAGGCAACAUUUUUGUGUGAAUUUUCAACGGGCGCCGAAGCCGGGUGACCAUGACUUCCACUUAUGUUUUCCAUGCUAACACACCACUAAUGGGGAUGUUUUGAACACAGUCGUACACUGACAACGCACGCGAGCCGAGGCAAAACAUUUGAACGGGCGGGAACUGGGUGUAAGUGACUUCCGUCCCGUUUCCCACGCUAACAGACGUUUUGUGCUAAAUAUAUGUGACGAACACGGACCCACGCGGUGCAUUCAUAGCACCACCAGAUGCUUGCUACGUUGCACGUUAACCGGGAAAAGUACGCACAAUUUUGGGGGAUUUUUUGACAUCAUCCAAAAGAUAAGCUAGCCAAGGUUCCACUGUACAGAAACAAUUUUUUUCAUUUGAAAAAUGAAUGAAUUUGUUUGUAGUAAAGGAAAGACUGCAGUCAUUGAAGGUAAAGCUAUCAAACACAAUUGCUCUUUUAGAACCACGACACUUAUUUCACCUUUAGCUAACAAUACCAGAACAACCUAAUUUCCUUUUUAACUGUAUGAAAUUGUAUAAAGGAUAAAUGUGUAUAUGAUAUCUUAGUUUUAUUUAUUGAAGGACCAAAGGAAUUUCAUAUGGACAUACAGUACAUAGAUGAUAACAAUUUGAAAUGCAAGUACUGCAAUGAUCUAAUGUUUGACAUGAAUAAAGACUAAUAUAAUCAUGUAAAUGGUGUUUUAUUGUUCGCUCCUUGUCAGUGUGCGCGUGAAGGCCGCCUCAAGUGCACCCCCCUCGCAGUACAUGUGCCCCCACCCCCGAUGCGGGUGUUUAUUUGUACUUUCAAUCAUAUACUGUUUGUGUCUCCUGUCUCUUCCUGUGUAAUCACCAACUUUAUGGAGUACUACGCCAUCAGUGUUCAGGGGGGGGGGGGAGGCUGGACAAUGUCGAUGAAUUUUUACAUAAAAACCACCCACUUUUGUAUUGUAUGGUUUCCAAAGCCAUGGUUUCACCUGCCUUACCUGCGACCGCGUGCAAGUGAAGGGUCAAGUAGUGACGUGACGUGUACAUACUUCAAAGGUCAUUCAAGCUGAACUCCUCUUUGGUUUGGUGGCGCGUUUUCCUCGUUUUUUUCUUUCCGCGCAAGCAGUUCUGUUCUUGUGUGCGACCAGUAACCUUAAUUUACUGUGUAAAGAUGGUUACAUUUUUUAGCUUGGUUUGUCAGAGACCCAAAUAUAGAACCAUGUUUACUGACUGUAUCUUGAACUCCGUGUAUUCUACCAACUCACUUCUUCCUAUGAGAUGUCUUGUACAACGCUUUUAAAGCUUAUUGUUCCGGGGGGGGAGGGGGGGGAUAAUCCAUAUUUUUGUUGAAUCUUUGUUUUGCAUUUGUUUUGUUGAACCUCUAGCUGACGUGUCAAUGUUUCCUCUCGUGAGAUUUCAGUUUUCUGGUGUGGAAAUGUACGUCGCAUUUUCAGCACAUCACGGCUUCUUGUCCCGCUUCUGGUGUUGAAAUGCGACAUGUUCGCGGCAUGUGCACGACUUUUGCGCUGAUAGGCUGACCUGCUCAUUUCCUUUCUCGCUUCAAAUAGAAAAUGUCUAUUUAUGAAUUUUGCUUGUAGUUUUUCACAAAUAAAAUUGUUGAAGUUA